This is a messenger RNA of Amphimedon queenslandica, 3072 nucleotides long. RefSeq names its product nuclear receptor 2 (gene Nr2). NCBI's taxonomy places the organism in Eukaryota, Metazoa, Porifera, Demospongiae, Haplosclerida, Niphatidae. Gene Ontology annotation, biological process: regulation of DNA-templated transcription. The transcript is spliced from 8 exons. The coding region runs from base 226 to 2784 and encodes 852 amino acids. The record is from RefSeq and is a predicted model, not a curated record. Gene Ontology annotation, molecular function: DNA-binding transcription factor activity; sequence-specific DNA binding; zinc ion binding.
ACAUUCCAGCCCCUCCCUUUUGUGCCACUCCUUCUUUCACCCCGCCCAUCUCGCGAGGAGCUCGACAGAGUUUUAUGUAAAUGAGAAGCAAAUUCUCUUUACCUCUCCUUCCCUCCUCAAUCCCUCCGUGUUUUUGGUGAUUCAGAUAUCCCUAGGACUCCCUCUCCUCUGAUAUCAGCCCUGUAUUUUGCAUGUGAUAAGGGGAAACACCAGUUUUGUCCAGUAAUGGCAUCACAAGUCUCCACAAGCCCCAUGAAGGAGCCCCUCCUCUCUCUCUCCUCCUCUUCCUCUCCUUCCCCCUCUGUUCCUACCCUCGUCCCGGCUGCAGUCACCCCCUCUAAGACCUCAACUGGCAGUCAGUGUUCUGUCUGUGAUGAUGUGGCUCAGACUAGUACUGUAUUCAGGCGUCAUUAUGGCGUCAUUUGCUGCGAGGCCUGCAAGUGUUUUUUCCGGCGUACCGUCCAGAUGGGGCGAGAGUACAAGUGUCGUUUCUCUGGCUCUUGUCCGAUUGGUCGUAAUGCCAUUAACAUAAAGCAGGUCUGUCAGGCCUGUAGAUUCAACAGGUGCACGCAGGCUGGGAUGAAGAUUGAUUCUGUAAAGAAGUUUCCACGGAAGAUGAAAGACGAGAAAGUUCUUAAAAAUCGUAAGAAACCUUCAGGCUCUUUGCCCGUGUUUCCGAGGUCUUCAACUGAAUCGAACAAUGACACCUCAUCGAAUCGCAGCCCGACCCCACCCACAGCCUCCAUUGAGAACAAGUCAAAGAGAAAGAGAAUAAAGCAGGAGGAGGGGGAGGAGGGAGAGGAGGACAUUGAAGGAUAUGAAAGCGAUUUCGAGCAGUUUAAGUUUAACGUUUCGUCGCCAGAGCUCUCGUCUAUAUAUUCGAACGUGAUCGAGACUGGAGGAGGAGGCAGGGUAGCAUCAUCCGCUAGUAUACCUAAGCUCUUCUCUGGUGAGAGUUUAGAGAAUAUCCACGAAAAGAGCUCAAUUCCUACGCCUAGCUCGACCUCAGAGGAAUACUCUGAUAAGAGAUCUCCUCAAGUUGAUUCUGUGAGUGAGCACUCUUCCUUGCUGAUCAAGACUGUACGACAGCAGAGCCCACUUGUUCAGACAUCCCUAGGUGUACCUCAUAGCAAUGGGCGACCCAGUCCAAGUAGUGGUCAUGUUGAUUCACCCGACCCUCAAUUUCUUACCGGGAGUGAGUUACAGACGGCAGUGAGCCAGUUGAUGGGGUCUACUGUAAAGCAACCAGCAGCUAAUGUCAAUUGGAAUGAGAUGCUGAUUAAGAAGCAACGACUGGAGGAUGCUCUCAAUCACAUCACAGCAAGACAGAUACAAGUAAAAGCUAACUUGCAGCGUCUUACGAAUCCAGGUCCUUCCUCCUUGUCUCCCCUCCCACCUGCAACCUCGUUCCUCCCUCUCUCAGCUCCUAAUCCUCUUGUUGUUUUACCAGGCGGACUCCCCGUCAUCAAACAAGAGACCACGCCUUAUGCCACGCCCCAUGAGACCCCACACGGGACCCCGGUUCCCUCUCCCUUGCCUCCGUCCCCUCACAUGUCAUCUUAUGCCCCAGUACAAGUUCCUCCUCAAAUUCAUCAUUACUCACAUCCACCAACUCCGCUGCAUCCAGGACCACACCAAUACGAGCCACACCCUCUUAGUCAACCGGGCACGCCCCUAAAUAGCCUCCCGACUAGUCCAACCGGUUUUAAACCUCUCGCUAAUUCGCAUUCUUUCUUUUAUCAAUCUAACACUUAUCCUUAUAGCUAUCCUGUGUCACCUACAUGUAUGCGUGUGGGCGGGUCCGGAGGGUUUUCUCAGACCAUUCCACCAAUACCACUCAUUAAUGGGGCCACUCCUUAUCCUCCGUUACAGUAUAACGGUGGAGGUGUGGUCAGGGGAGGAGCCUCAAUGCCUGGAUCAGCGGUUACUAGUCCAAUCAAUAGAGAUCCCGAUAGUGCCCUUCCUUCUCCCUCCUUCACUCGUGAUAGUCAGGGGAAAUUAGCUGUUGAGCUCAUUCCAGAGACUCAUACUGAGCCGGAAUCAGUCUUGAGUCAUGUGUCAUCGCGUCAUGGGUCCUUAGCUAGUGCCCCUCCCUCUAACUGCCCCUCCCCUCAACCAGCUAGACCAGUCUCAGAUGCGCCUGAAGCAGAAGUUGAAGAGGUUUUGGAAUCACUGAAGCGUAGCAUCAAGCAUAUGUUUAAGUGGGCAAAAUCAGAAGUUAAGGAUUUUGAUGAUUUGUCUCCCAUGGAUCAGAAAGCAUUGCUAAGACGUACAGUCCCUGAGCUAGUUAUGCUAGGAUUUGCAAGAGCAUCAACUCCUUACGAUGAUAUGUUGCUGUUAGGGUCAACAGGGAAGGUUCUUGGUCCAACUAACAGUAAUUCAGGAGUCUCAGCUGUGGCUUAUGUUACACUAACAAAACUAGUAGUUCCUCUUAAAGUGCUUAACAUGGACGAUCAAGAAUUAAAGCUAAUGAAACAGAUAGUUCUCUUUAAUCCAGAGUCAAACUGUCUGAGAGACAAAGAGACUGUGAGGGAGUACAGAAAAAGGCGUCACAUUGAGCUUAUGGAAUACUCUGAGCACAAACAGCCGGGAAGGUUUGGUGAGCUCUUAUGCCUCCUGACCCCUCUCUAUGAGGUGAGUACUGAAGUAACAGAGCAGCUGAGACUAGAGCAGUUUGUGCACGAGGGAGAGGCAAGGAUCGAUGCAUUGCUCCUCAUGUCUAUGAUUAAUCAGGGGGGAGGGACCACGGAGGAGACUGUGGAGGCAGGCGAUCAAGUUAUGUGACUCUCUUUUUUUACGACGUUCUGAUUGUGUUGAUCAUUUUUUAACUUUUAUAUUUGUCUCUACCCCCCUAAUACCACCUCCUCUAUUAUCAACAUUAUAUUGAUCAUAAUUUAUUAUUAUUAUUAUUAUUAUUAUUAUUAUUAUUAUUACUAUUUCUAGUGUUUUGCAAUGGCUAUAUACUCUCCGUUUACAAUUAUCAUUUUUCUUACAUUUUUGUACCAUUCGUGUGAAUAGAAAUUUCUAAUUGUUACAUAAUGUAUUAAGUUACAUCAUGUUUUUACUACAGUA